UCUAAUGUCGCGCGUCUAGGUUAGGUUGCGCCUCGCGUGAGAUCAGAAAACCAGUUCACCCCUUUUCCCGCCUCCCUUAGGAUUUCGGGGGCGCUCGGGGGUGCCUAGGGUUUAGGUGUUUAACAUUUUAGGGUUGCUCAGUCUGACUCCAAAACGUCCCUGCGACCGUCAGCACGCUCCGGCGCUAUUUGCAUAGCUGCCGAAUUACUCGAUUGCAUCAUGCCAGUGUAAUCACAUGUUGAUAUGAUUAGAGACAUUGGUCUCUAUCGCACCGUUAGAUUAUACGUACGUGGACAUUCUUUUCAUAAGCGAAUAAUUGACAAGGCAGAAGUACCUCCUGGUACGGUCGUGCGCUUCGCGGUUCCUAACAGUAGAUACGAUUUCACGACGUCUAGCAAUUUCGUCAGAAGCAACAUGGACUCGUUCAAAUUUACGGACUACGACUGCAUCGGUUUCGACCUGGAUAACACUCUGCUGCGUUACAAUGUCACGAAUCUGGUGCACAUCGAGUACGAGAUAUUAGCCAGAUUCCUGGUGGAUAAACGCGGGUACAACGGAAAGCAUCUCCUGGAGCCGUUGACAGACGACGUCUUGGACUUCAUGCAGAAAGGACUGUUGCUGGACUUUGAGCGGGGUAACGUGCUCAGGGUGAGCCCCGAUGGAGUAAUCCGCAGAGCAUGCCACGGCUCGCGUUUGUUAAACACAGAACAGAUUAAGGAGAUAUAUCCCGAGCAGAGAUCAGAAGCCACAGAUGCAUUCUGUCGCGACGUAAUGGCAACUUGGAACGGUCCUCUGUCCAAGAAAGUGAGGAGCCUGCUGGAUUACUUCGACAUAGUGUCGAGUGUCGCGUUUGCACGGGCAGUAGACACACUCGACGAAGAGCAUGGCUCUCCCUUGGACAAAUAUGAUAUCUGGCCUGACAUAUUGGAUGGACUGACCUAUAUGUUCACCAGAGAGCAUUUCCAGUCGAAUAAAGGGAUAUUUGGCCACAUCAAGAAAAAUCCGGAGAAAUAUUUGCGCAAAUGCAGCACAGAUACAAUUUCAUGGUUGAGGGAAGUAAAGAAAAAAUCUGCAACUUUUCUUCUUACUGGAUCGAACGUGGAUUUCGCGAGUUUUACCGCGAGUUAUGCUCUCGGGGAAGAUUGGCGAUCCCUUUUCGAUAUCGUAGUGUGUUUCGCGAAGAAGCCAGGGUUUUUUAUUCAAAAUCGACCAUUUUACGAUGUUGUAAACAACAACGAAACCGAUAUCACCAGCCAGGACUUAAAACGAGGUGAAAUAUACAGUCAGGGAAACUGGAACGAUUUAUUAAAAUUUCUCGUUCGUAUAACGGGAAAAACUAAUCAGCGGUGUUUAUAUAUCGGUGACAAUCUCAUACAGGACGUUUACAUACCUAGUGCAUCCGCAUGUUGCGAUACUCUAGCCGUAAUCGAGGAACAAAUGUCAGAAGGAAUGCUCUGUCACGCUUUAACUCAUCCGGAUGAGAAAAUUCUGAAUUCAAAGCUCUGGGGGUCAUAUUUUUGCUUAAAAGACUCGACGAUUAACGUAGAUUCUUUAUGGGGACAUGUAAUAAAGAAACAUGCAAAGCUGUGUAUACCAGAUAUCAAUUUGGUAGCACAGAGACCGUUAGAUGAACCUAUUCCUUGUUUUAAUAAAAAUGGAAAGUUAUAUUGUGGAUAUUAUCCAGCUGUACCGCUUAGUGUAUCAGCUAUGUAAUAUGAGAAUAUCAGGAUUAUAUGUUACUUUAUUUGUAAUGAAAAGACAACUUUCAUCUUUUUAGAGAAUCUUACAAGUAUUAAGAAAAUUGUAGGUGUUCAGCUUGUGACUUAAAUAUAGGAUUAUGUUACAUGGUUUGUAAUGAAGAGAACAUUUUAAUUUUUUUAGGUGUUCAGCUUGUGACUUUUAAAUGUAAUGUGCUUUGUAUGCAUUUUUUAAAGAUGGAUUUUGAGAUUUGUUUAAUGCUUUAUUGUCGAAAAACUAGAAUUUAAUAAAAUUUAGAGAAACUUAUUUUUACGUGUGUGCACAUUUACGUCUAAUUAAAACACAUUGUAAUUUAAGAUACGGAUUAUCCCAGCUAUCAAGGAACAGUUAAAAUACCUGAAGCCACCAUCGAGGAGACCGACAUAUGAGAAACAAACUUUUAAAACAAAACGCGCCCAACAGAGACAACAGGAAGACCUUGCAGCUGUAGAUCAAAUUUUGGAAGAUAAGAAUACAGCAAAGGCUGAGACUACAGAAAACGAAGAUAAAUGAGAUUCUUGAAAAAAUAUAA
Messenger RNA from Solenopsis invicta (red fire ant), 2269 nucleotides. RefSeq names its product 5'-nucleotidase domain-containing protein 1 (gene Nt5a). Gene Ontology annotation, molecular function: 5'-nucleotidase activity. Lineage: Eukaryota; Metazoa; Arthropoda; Insecta; Hymenoptera; Formicidae. The record is from RefSeq and is a predicted model, not a curated record. Bases 244 to 1713 code for a protein of 489 amino acids. The transcript has a single exon.